AUGGCGAUCAAACGCAAGCUCAUCCCUCUUCUUUUUAUAUCAAAUGUGAUUACAAGUACCCAUCAACAACAGGUGGAUAGUAGUAGCAACAGCAGUGAUGCGGAUGACGAUGAUGACGACGGGUGUGCGUUUAUUUCAGGUCAGCAUUGCGAUCAAAAUGGCAUUUGCAAGUACUGUGCAAUGUGCCUUCAAAGCUCUUGUAUUCUCAGCAAGACAAUCGGCGGAAACGUCAACACUGUCAACAGUUGCAACACUACGCAAUUUGGCACAACCAACCUUUACAACUGGUAUGAUUACUGUCUGUCAAGCGAUAAUGAUAACAGUGGAGAUUAUUGUGCAACAAGCACAGAGUGUUACCAGUACCGCAAAAGCGCUGGCCCCUCUGUAACUUAUGCGUGGCACAAUUUGACAUGCAAUCCUAGCACUUGUAUGCUGAUCGCUAGUAACGGUGCACCACCUCCCAUACCGGUACCACCCCAAAUCAUUGGUAACAAUGGCGGCGGCAUUCAAUCCCCAAGUGACCCUUACAAAAAGACGCCAAAUAGUAGCGAUAAUACAUUCAAUGCAUCAGAGGCAGAUGCUAGACACCACUUUUAUCAUAACAAAUUCCACAAUCCAGCUGCUAUUGCCUUGACAAUUGUUUGCUGUCUCGUGCUGUUGGUGGCUAUUUGCUGGAUGCUCCGACUUUGCAACAAGAAGGGAUGGUGGCCAUUCACAAAGAAUCGACUAAUCUUGACAGCAGCAGCAGCAACGAUAGGCAAACAAAGAGAUAGGUCGCAACAGAUGCCAUUAGAGAGCCACAACUCAAUAUCAUCUAUACCAAGCUCUGCUCCGCCCUCAUUUUCAUCCACACCUCCAGACAUGGCGGUGAUACGCCAUCCACAUUUGCAUUUGUACACACAUCAACCGCUCGUUCCAUCAGGACGAUCUUCUACUGCGUCUUCAUCUAAUAACGAACCACUGCCAUCGUAUCUAUCACCAUAUUUAUCGCCACCAAAGUACGAGCAAGCGAUUGUAACUCAAAUCAGAGGUUUGAGGGAGGAGGGAAGCAGUAGCAAUAGUAGUAAUCGAAGCAGUCUAUCCCACACAGAUCAGUAUCACAGAAAUAAUACAGCGCCGCUACCCUCCAUGUGGGUUCCUGUGUACUUUACACAGCAGCACCAGCCAAAUUUUGGGCGAGGAAGGGCGCCCAACAAUCAAGUCGAACUGUAUGGAUUCACACCAAAUCCAGUGUUUUGGGCCUCCAAUUGA
Molecule: messenger RNA, 1251 nt
Organism: Mucor velutinosus
Lineage: Eukaryota; Fungi; Mucoromycota; Mucoromycetes; Mucorales; Mucoraceae
Exons: 2
Coding region: 1-1251 (416 amino acids)
Source: RefSeq, a predicted model, not a curated record